This is a messenger RNA of Kuraishia capsulata CBS 1993, 666 nucleotides long. RefSeq lists its product as uncharacterized. Gene Ontology annotation, cellular component: U1 snRNP. NCBI's taxonomy places the organism in Eukaryota, Fungi, Ascomycota, Pichiomycetes, Pichiales, Pichiaceae. The transcript has 2 exons. Bases 1 to 666 code for a protein of 221 amino acids. Gene Ontology annotation, biological process: mRNA splicing, via spliceosome. Gene Ontology annotation, molecular function: U1 snRNA binding. The record is from RefSeq and is a predicted model, not a curated record.
AUGACUGAAGUGAUACCGAGGGACACAGUCUAUAUAAGAAACCUCAACGAGAAGGUUUCCAGGACCAAACUGGUUGCUGAGAUACGAUCAAAAUUCGGCAAGUUUGGCAAUGUCACGCACGUUUACGUCUCUCAGCGGAAUCUUGGGCUCAAAGGUCAGGCAUGGGUUAGUUUUGAACAGGUUGAUUCUGCUACAGCAGCACUGUACAGCCUCAACACGGAGUAUCUGUUUGAUAAACCCAUGGACAUAUACUAUGCGAAAGGUGACAGUUAUGAACUUCAAAAGAAGUCUCUAGGUGAUGCAGAGUUUCAAAAGGUUUUAGACGCGAAGAAAACCUCGAAUAGUGUCAAAAGACAGAAGCUUGAAAGUGGCACCAGGACUGGAAAAGCUGAUGGCGAGGGCAAAACCAAACCAAGAUUUAUUGAUAACAAGGAGCCCAAUAAGACGUUAUUGGUUCAAGGUAUUCCUAAGGACUUGGCUGAGGAAAAACUGGAAUCGACGUUUUCUGCUUUUGGUGGUUUUGUGGAGUUGAAGCUGGUAAGAAUCAGAGAUGUUGCGUUCGUGGAGUUUUCAAAAGAAUCAGAUGCUGUCCAGUGUAGGCAAAGUUUGGGUCAGAUAUUUGAGGUUGAUUCCAAGGAGAUUUUCAUUACUUUUGCGAAGAAAUGA